Molecule: messenger RNA, 3111 nt
Organism: Nymphaea colorata (pocket water lily)
Lineage: Eukaryota; Viridiplantae; Streptophyta; Magnoliopsida; Nymphaeales; Nymphaeaceae
Product: nuclear poly(A) polymerase 1
Cellular component (GO): nucleus
Molecular function (GO): RNA binding; poly(A) RNA polymerase activity
Source: RefSeq, a predicted model, not a curated record
GGGAGAGGGGGUGUUGGUAUUGAAAUAGGAAAGAAAGGCUAGAGCGUCGGAACAAACCCUAUUCUGGUUGCUUCGCGCGACAGUGUUUGAUGAUUGAUGAUCUCUUUUCCCGUCAACCGUAUCCAGAUUCGAGGGUUCAGUCCCUCUAAUCCUUUGGAAGUGCCGAACCGGAAUCGCCUCUAUGUUUCUUUCCCGACGGGGAAACCUUCCUUUUCUCUUUCGAUUUUGUUCCAACCGAUGGGAGCGGUCGAUUUUCCGGCCUAGUCAAGAUCUCUUCGAACGAUUGGGCUGUGUUCCGGCGAAAACUUGAAGUGGGUAACGAGAAAAGGCGGUUUCCCGGCUGCAACAUCGGGGAAAGGAAGCCGUGGCUUUGCGCCAGAGGGCCUUUCGUUGUUUCUAAAUGAGAAGAUCCUCCGUCGUUAGGGUCUCAGUUGUACUUUAUUAUCUUCUUCGAAGCGACUGUAAUCCUCUAUGGGCUUCUAGUGUACUUUAACCUUAAUCUUGUUUUCCCUUGAUUUUUGUUAUUAUUUCUUCAACGAAUAGUGCAGAAUGGAUAUUAUUUCUUUAUCUUUUCUUCUGAUUCCUUGCCGAGAAUUGGUCAUAGUUGAAAGAAUACUGAAACUUUUGGCUUCUCUGUAAUCUUUAUUCAUAAAUUCAGAAGUUGGGCAUGCGUUGAGAAUUGAGAUUUGGGGUAUUUCUUGGAGAAAAUUGGGGUACAUUCAGAUUAUUUGUGAAUUUGUUAGCUUUUUUGCACCGAUGGCAAGCGCCGGAGUCGGUACGCAAAAUAACAGGCAGUAUCUUGGAGUAACCGAGCCAAUUUCGUUGGGUGGACCAACUGAACUUGAUUUAAAUCGAACGCAGGAACUCGAAAAGUUUCUUGCAGCGUCUGGAUUGUAUGAAAGCCAAGAGGAAUCAGUUGCUAGGGAAGAAGUGCUUGGCAGAUUAGACCAGAUAGUGAAGAUAUGGAUUAAAAAGGUCAGUCGUGCUAAAGGAUUCAAUGAGCAGCUUGUGCAAGAAGCAAAUGCUAAGAUAUUCACCUUUGGUUCUUAUCGCCUUGGGGUGCAUGGUCCAGGUGCUGAUAUUGAUACACUAUGUGUUGGCCCCAGACAUGCCACAAGAGAAGAAGAUUUCUUUGUGGAACUCCAUGGCAUGCUAGCAGAAAUGCCAGAGGUGACAGAGCUUCACCCUGUACCUGAUGCUCAUGUUCCUGUAUUGAAGUUCAAAUUUAGUGGGGUGUCUAUUGAUCUUCUUUAUGCAAAGCUUUCCCUUUGGGUUAUUCCUGAGGAUUUGGAUAUUUCCCAAGAUUCUAUACUACAGAAUGCUGAUGAACAGACUGUUCGUAGUCUCAAUGGUUGUAGGGUUACUGAUCAGAUUCUGCGCUUGGUUCCUAAUAUUCAGAACUUCCGAACAACACUGCGGUGCAUGAGGUUUUGGGCCAAACGUCGUGGUGUAUAUUCCAAUGUUUCUGGCUUCCUUGGUGGUAUCAAUUGGGCAUUGCUUGUGGCUCGUAUCUGUCAGCUGUACCCAAAUGCUGUGCCAAGUAUGCUGGUGUCUCGUUUUUUCCGAGUUUACACACAAUGGCGUUGGCCAAAUCCAGUCAUGCUAUGUGCUAUUGAGGAGGGUCCUUUAGGUCUUCCUGUCUGGGACCCAAGGAAAAAUCCACGAGACAGACUCCAUCAUAUGCCAAUAAUAACACCUGCCUAUCCAUGCAUGAAUUCUAGCUACAAUGUGUCAUUGAGUACUCUGCGUGUAAUGACUGAGGAGUUCCAACGGGGGAAGGAAAUCUGUGAGGAAAUGGAAGCAGAUCAUGAGGCAAACUGGAACAGUCUGUGUGAGCCUUAUCCCUUUUUCGAAGCAUACAAAAACUAUCUCCAAAUAGAGAUCACAUCUGAAAAUGAUGAUGACCUACGCAAAUGGAAAGGUUGGGUUGAGUCUCGGCUCCGUCAGCUUACACUGAAGAUAGAAAGAUACACAUAUGGUGUGCUCCAGUGUCACCCUCACCCAGGUGACUUUUCUGACAAGUCGAGACCCUUUCACUGCUGUUACUUCAUGGGUCUACAGCGGAAACAAGGUGUGCCUGUACAGGAUGGUGAACAGUUUGAUAUAAGACCAAUUGUUGAUGAGUUCAAGCAAUCUGUAGGGAUGUACACUUUAUGGAAGCCUGGCAUGGAAAUCCAAAUAUCUCAUGAAAAAAGAAGUAUACCACUUUUUGUCUUCCCUGGUGGUGUUAGGCCUUCUCGUCCUCCAAAGCCAGCUGGUGCAGAUGGCAGGCUGAGUGGAAAGCGAAAAAUGGCUAGCCCAGGUCAAACAGAAAAAGUUCAGGAGGAUGCAGUCCAUGGUCAUGGUGGGCCACAUGCUGAUGUGGCCGAUGUUUCCAGCAAGAAAAGAGCAAUACAUAAUGUAAUGGGGGAACCGUCUACCAUGCCUAAAACUGCAAUUCCAGCACCUGGUGACCUGCAAAUCGCUGAAGGAGCUGGCAAACUCAGUCCACCUGUUGGCUUGUCUGAAGCACUUGCAUUUGAAAAGAUAAUAUCAGCUCCAACAAAUGGAGCUGCAAUGAAUGGUCUUGAAGCUUUCUCUGAGGAGCUGGUAGAGCUGGAAGAAUAUGGUGCAAAUGUGCAUGGAAAGGAGACGAGCAUCGUCACCGAAUCUUCAAUGCCAAUGUCUGCAAAGGAAGUAGAUAGUGUCCCGUCUAGCCAAGCAAUUGCUAACUACUUCCAAAGUGGAGACGUAGAAGAGCUUGAGCCUGCUUUGCUACAUGCCCGGCCUUCAAAUGGAUUGUCUUCUCACACAUCUAAACCUCAACGCAGGCAACUGAUUAGGCUAAAGACACCGUUUUCAGUGCCUCCAUCCUCUAGCACAAACACAUAAAUGCUGUAGCCACAGAUCCAAACGAGGAUUAGGUAAAAAAACUUCCUGUAGAUCCUUGAAAUCUUUCAUCUAAUAAGUUCAACUAUAGAGAUUCAAAGCAGCAUGGCCGAUGUAUGGGCAACAUUGACAACUGUUCAGAGCAUGAAUGGGAAAUCCAAACAUUUUUGUGUUGGAAUUGUGCAGUAUUAAAUUCCAUAGAAUCUACAGGAUGAUCAAUCUCUGGUCCUCCUUUGUUUUCCC